AUGGAUACCCUCGCGGCCAGGGGAGUCCCCCUGCGCUGCCCUACUGCUGGGGGCCCCGGUACCCUCGUCCGAGGGUACAGGAAAGUGGAGGCCCUUGCUUCCUGCAGCAAGUCGACAGUGUGGCUAGUGCAGCAGCAGCAGCAGCAGCAACAGCAGCAGCAGCAGCAGCGGCAGGAGCAGCAGCAACAGCAGCAGCAGCAACAGCGGGGCACCGACGACGCCGACAGUUCCAGCGGCGCUGGUCCUAUCACUUGCAGCAACAGCAGCAGCAGCAGCUGCAGCAGCAACAGCAGCAACAACAACAACUACUUUGCAGUGAAAGAAGUCCCCCUCAGCUCGAUAAAGUCGGCGAAGCAGGCGGAGCAUCUUUGGGGGGAAAGAAAGUGUUUGGAGGCCCUCAAGCUAAACCCUAAUUUGCAGCACAGAUGCCACACCCUGUAA
This is a messenger RNA of Eimeria tenella, 441 nucleotides long. RefSeq names its product AGC kinase, putative. The record is from RefSeq and is a predicted model, not a curated record. Bases 1 to 441 code for a protein of 146 amino acids. Lineage: Eukaryota; Apicomplexa; Conoidasida; Eucoccidiorida; Eimeriidae. The transcript has a single exon.